Messenger RNA from Arabidopsis lyrata subsp. lyrata, 2385 nucleotides. RefSeq lists its product as uncharacterized. The record is from RefSeq and is a predicted model, not a curated record. Bases 167 to 1921 code for a protein of 584 amino acids. Lineage: Eukaryota; Viridiplantae; Streptophyta; Magnoliopsida; Brassicales; Brassicaceae. The transcript has 5 exons.
CCGGUUUACCUAAACCGUCUGGAUCGGUUUAAACAACAUUGGUAAUCACUAAUCACAUAGAUAGCAGAGUGAAAGGGGAAGGAGAAGGUUGAAGCUCGUCUUCUCUGCAAAAUACAUUUCCUUGUUCGGUUUUAUCCACAGAUUUUCGAAUCCAUAGAGAAGAAACAUGAAGCAAUGUGAUCGUAGUCUAUCUCCUUUUGUUACUUCGUUAUCAUCUUCUUUCGUUGCUUCUGAAUCUGAUUCUGAAGAUUCUUUAUGGAAUGAUUUCACUUUCGAUUUCUCAUUCUUGACAUCCGAAGACCACAAGAUUUGUCCCAAUGAUGCGACCACUGUUCCUAAAGCGAAAGAAUCGGGGCAUUCGGUUUUUGGAGUUACUAGUAUAACUCCAGUAGCUAGGAGUGCUGACAUAGCUAAUGAUAACUCUGGUUUUGAUGGAGUAGAGGGACGGUUUUCUUGCGGUAAGGACGAGUCAGCUUGUUCGGGAAAGUUUCUGGUGAGAAAAGAUAGCAAUUGCAGUCCAGUCUUCUCUAAAGUGUCAGCGCCGCGGAUUGAAUGUACCAACGGUUCUGGUAUUGACAAGAAGAAUCUGUGCAGCGCCAACAGAAGUGUACUAUCUGAGAAAUCUUCGAUACAAGAUGACAUUGUGGGGGAUUCUUCUUGUUGGAGAAGAACACGGUCUCAUAACACUGUGGCAUUAGGUGUCAAGUCUUUGAAUUUCAGGCGUUUUAGCGAUGAUCAAAAUUGUCUCAAUGGAUUAAAUCCUUUGGCACCUCAGUAUAUACCCUCCAAUGGUAAGAAGAACCUAGACAAGAAUGGUAGAGUCUUUGAAGAAAAUUGUAGUUUUUCUGAAGCUGGCAUUGAACAAGGUUCCAACCAAAACACUAGAAGAAGCGUCCUUAUCCAUCAUGUAGAUGAAAGUUUGGGUUUGGUUUCUCAAGAGAGUCUUUCCAACACUAUGAGCGUGUUAGAUAUUGACAAAGAGUUCCAAAAGUCUACAAAGCUGGAUCCUUUGGCUCCUGUGUUUGUUCCUGCUUGUGCAAAACUAAGUGCCUUCGUUCGUGAGAAGCAUGGUGCAGCGGAUCACAUGAUAACUAUGGAGACAAAUGUUGGCUCAACUUCUGGCUUAAGUUCUUCAGACAAUAUGUUGCUUUCUAAUGUAAAGGUUGAGACACAUUCUUCAGAGGUCCACGGCAGUUUAAAGAAUCGAUACUCUAAUAAUGCUCAUGAAUGGGGAACAACAUUUUCAUUCAACCCUCAGCUUCGGUUUCAAGUUCAGAUUUCUGAGAAUACAAAACUGGAUAGGUCCAGCAACAAGUCUCGUGGUCGGAAGAAACUAAAUCCUCUGGCCCCUCAGUUCUCACUAGCAGAUAAUAAACAAAAAGUAUAUGGCUGUGAGAAAAAACAAGCUGCAAAUGAUUUACCGGCCAUGGGGAAUGGUUCCGUUUUGAUCUCUCCAAUUGGCUCAUCUUCAAGCGAUGUGAGAGCUUUAUCUGACUUUGGCGAUAGACACCGCUGUUCCACAUCAUCACCAUCUCCAAAAGUGGAUGUUAAGAAACUCCUUACGACGAUUCAUGGACUGUCAGAGUUGCUAACACAUGUACACAGUUCAGAAACUUCAGAUUUACCAAAUGAGCAAUAUCUUGAUCUCAUCAACUGUACUGUGCAGAAUCUCAACUCUUACAUCAAUAACAGAGUACAGGAGCAUACUGGGAAUCAUUCAAGCGCUGUUCACAGUUCAUGUGAUUUAUAUUCGUUGCCUUAUAUCCGUAAGAUUCGAUAUGUUCUCUAUAGCAAUCGAUUAGAGACCAUCAGCCACCAAAGGCGAAAAUUACGAGUGCCAGUGUUAAUGUUAAAAGGAAAGAGAAGUACUCCAUGGUCUCAGGGGAUAUGGUACCAGAUUCACAUUUUCAAUUUGGUGUGAACAAAGAAAAUGGCUUUGGCAAGGCUAUAGGGAAUCAUCAUCAAACAGAAGAGCAAAUCAAUCUAGGUGUGUUUUAAUAAAAGCUUAUGGCUUCAGGCUAAAGCAGAUAGGUCUUUGAUGGAAUACGAAAAACGAAACAUUUCUUUCAAAAGCAAGAUCUUGAGCAAUUAGUAAGAAGUUAUAAGGUUAGUGUGUACAAAUUCAAGCGGCUGAAUCUCACAGCACAGCCUUAGAGUCUAAGGUCUGUGUACGGAAUUUACGAGGCGGUGUUACGAGCUAGAGAAGUUUUGCUAGCGUGUGUAGAUAGAAAAGAGUGACACUCAUGUCAAUUCUAGAGAAAGACUUGAAUCUGAAUUAUGUUAUGUUGAAACGCUUUAUACACAAAUGUAGCUAGCUUUGUUUCUUGAAUCAAUUUUGUAUUUUGAAGCAACGUUUCAAUGAAUAUAUGUAAAGAGAUAACAACA